This is a messenger RNA of Cuscuta campestris, 2469 nucleotides long. The record is from the annotation of a GenBank genome assembly. NCBI's taxonomy places the organism in Eukaryota, Viridiplantae, Streptophyta, Magnoliopsida, Solanales, Convolvulaceae.
AAACAUGUCUCAACAAUUCCAACCCGAAGUUAAUCCACUCAACAACAAUAAUGUCCCAGUUCUUUCAAACAACAACUUCCCAUCAUCAACUGAUCAGUUGAAGCCAUCUUCUUCAUCGUCAUCGUCCCAUUCAAACGGAUCGUUCGGAUUAACUUUUUUAAUCCUCGGGGCGAUACUGGUUGUGAGCGUUUUGGCCUGCGUUGUCAAUAGGAUGUGCAGCACCAAGAGAAGAAGCAUUAAUGAUAAUAAUAUUAAUCAUCGUCGUCACGAGGAUGAUGACAACAAUAGUCACGUUCGUCGCGACCGUGGGGUAAAAGUCCCAAAAUCAGAUCAUCAAGGAAAGAAUAGGGACUUGGAGCUGGGGAAGAUAAAGAGUACAAGUCAUUCUUCCAAAGUUGCACCCAACUCAUCUUCAUGAGAAGCAUCAAUUGAAGCAACAAGAAGAAGAAAAGAAAACUCCAACUCCAUGGUAGUAUGUUAAGGAAGAAGAAGAAGGAGCAAGAAAACCAUCCAAAGUUUCCAAAUUUUGAGUCCAAAAACGCAGCAGCAACUUCAAGGUAAAAACUGAAAUUUUUCAUCCUUUAUCUCGAAAUACUUUUUGAGCCAAAGUUGUAUCCCCGGACGUUACGAAUCCAACCCAACAAACGGCUCGCGAUUUCGUUAAGUAACGAAGAAGAUAUGGCCAAAAUACCGGGACUGCGCCAGUGGUGGCGAGCUCCUCGGGUUGGCAUGUUUUUCUUCACCAAAAUUCAUAUUAUUUCAUCCCAAAUACUUACCAUAAACUCUCUAGCAAUUAUUAGGAACAUCCGGAAGGUAUUGCAAAGAAAGUUCGGCGUUGGAAUGUUGAAGUUAGUGAGUUAAUCGUCGGAAUCAUGUUCAUCGACAUACCCGAAAUUCUGGACAGCAACUUUCUAUUGACUUCAGAUCCGAUUUACGCUAUCUUACAUAUGUUAAAACGAAAUACUUUCUAUACGAAAGUUAUAGCCUUACGUCUUAGGAAUCCACAGAAUCAAACGGUUUGCGAUUCCGUGAAGAAACGAUGGAGAUAUGCUCAAAAUACCGCAGGCUGUCCAAUUGUGACGGGAAUGACAAAGUUGGUGAAUUUCGAUAUUGUUUUCACUCCCGCUCAUCCGUAAGGUUUCGGCCGAUGAUUUCCAGGUCUGUACUCUUGCGUUAGACUUGUCGAAUCAUUCAUUACAUACGUACAUGAACAUAUAUAUUAAUCCAUAUGUUGAAACCAUCCCAAAAUAUAUAUGUGAUGCAUAUAUAAGUCAUCUAUAUGUUGAGAUCAAAAUACACCAAAUCCAUAAAGUUUAUAUACACAUAAGUAAAUAUAAACUUUGGAAAUCAACCCAACAAUAUGUAUAGAUUAAUAAAAGGUGUUUAAAAGACUUAAAGAAGUAUUUUGGACACUCAAAAUAUCAAGAGAAAGAUUCGCAGACCCAAACGGUUGACACAAACGGUCGACCGUCAUAUUAAACUUCGAAACGGACCACUACUGUCAGCAAAACGGUCGACCUCCGUCGGCGAACGGUCGACCGUCGCCAGCCCAGCAGAACGCCGCCGUUCCAACAAGUCAACAACGGUCGACCGCCGGUCAACCACGGUCGACCGUCACGCGUGAUAUGCGGGACUCAGCAGUCCGACAUCACCCGUUCCGGGCUUAGUGUACGUACAUGGUAUUCAGGCUUUCGAGUACCACCCCCAUUUUUCUAGUCUCACCUCAUUCGUGAGACUAAGGUGGCGUGAGUUCGUCGUACAACCUGGGCGAAUCUCAUAGCACAAGGGUCGUCCUUCGUGCAAAUCCAAGUACGUAGUACAAUAGUAGUAGUUCAUGUAACUAAUGUAUCCACAGUACAUUAGUAGUAGUUCUUGUUAGUUUAACUAAUUUACACUUUAGUACAAUAGUAGUAGUUCAUGUAACUAAUGUAUCCACAGUACAUUAGUAGUAGUUCUUGUUAAUAUAACUAAUGUAUUCACACAUGAAAUCAUCAUGAAGAACAAUUAUAUUGAUUACAUAAGUGUCAUGUAAUCAUCAUCAAGAAUAAUUAUAUUGAUUAAAUAUGCCAUCAGGUAAUCAUCAUUAAAUAUCCACCAUCAUAAAUCAUCAAAUUGAACAUAUGAUAUAAUGUGCCAUAUCAUGAAUAUUUUUAUACAUUUUGUGGACGUAUAUAUAUGUAUAUGUAUAUGUCUAUGAAUCGUUCUACAAUUCUAGCGUGGUACCACUCAGCGGUUUCGCUGAGCGUGUAGUUUGUAUUUUUCGUUGACUACACGUAGGUAACAAGAAGACAAUGAUGGAACCUUUCCCGGAGGGCAUUGAGUCAGAGGAGAUGCAAGGAUGGCAGGCAAAUGUUGAUCAUCAGAUUUUCAAAUGUGUCAUGAUUUGAUUAUUAUUGUACUUCCGCAUUACUUUGAAAAUAUUUUUUUAAAUGGGUCGCGAUCCAGAGUCUAUAAAUUUAAUAUUUAUAA